AUGCUGCAAUCCAGGGCUUUGGUGAUAGCUCUCAUUCUACUCCUUAGCACCACUUUCCCAGAAGUGCACUCAAAGUCCAUCUUUGAGAGAGACAACCGCCGUGACUGGUUGGUCAUCCCUGAUGCAGUUGUUGCUUAUAUCUAUGAAACUGUGAACAAGAUGUCCCCUAAAGUUGGUCAGUUCUUGGUGGAUGCUGCCCAGACUCCAGUAAUUGUUGGUACCAGGAACUUCCUCAUUAGAGAGACAUCUAAACUCAGUAUACUGGCUGAACAGCUGAUGGAAAAAAUAAAGACCCUGUGGAAUACAAAAGUCCUAGGCUACUAG
Molecule: messenger RNA, 324 nt
Organism: Rhea pennata
Lineage: Eukaryota; Metazoa; Chordata; Aves; Rheiformes; Rheidae
Product: apovitellenin-1
Exons: 3
Coding region: 1-324 (107 amino acids)
Biological process (GO): lipid metabolic process
Cellular component (GO): chylomicron
Molecular function (GO): enzyme inhibitor activity
Source: RefSeq, a predicted model, not a curated record